AUGCAUUGCCCAGAGCAAUACAUCAAAAAUAAUGCUAUGCAACGGAAGAAUGACGAGGAUAUCGCAAGUACAUAUAUACAAAAAAUGGUUUGGACAUCUAAUGAAAUAGUUAUAGACAUAGGAUGUGGACCAGGCGAUGUAACCACAGAUAUUCUUUAUCCUUUAUUCAAGGAUAAAAUUGAUCAGUUGGUUGGUGUUGAUAAAUCAAUCAAAAUGAUUGAAUAUGCAAAAAAAACAUAUGGAUGCUCUAAGAAAGAUUUUAAAGUUCUGGAUAUUGAUAAUGCCAAUGAUUGCUCUCUUUAUUCGCACAAAUUUAACAAAAUAUUUUCAUUUUACUGUUUUCACUGGGUUCAUAAUAAAGCCGAUUCCUUGCGUAGUCUACAUUCAAUGUUAAAAAAUGGUGGAGAAAUUUUGUUAGACUUCUUGUUAAUCAAUCCAUCGAUUCCAAUGUAUAAAUCUUUGGAUGCAGAAUGGCAAAAAUAUGUUGAAAAUGUAAACAUGCCGAAUGAUUUGUAUUCUCAAGAUGAAAUAAGAGAAAUGUUUAUCAAUGCUGGAUUUCGAAUAAUUAAUUUAGAAUCAAAAGUCAAGAAAUAUACUUUUUCAGAUUUAUCAUCAUUUUUAGAUACCUUUAAAGUAGUAGAUGGAGUGUAUGAUUAUUUGCCACAACACUUACAUGCCAGAUACACCGUACAUGUUCAAGAAAAAAUAUGUAAGACACAAAAGAUUGAAAUAUGUCCAAAUACAGGAAAAACAACUUUUUCAUAUACUUCUAUGACUGUGCAUGCUAUAAAAGAUUAAAUAUUAGAACAGUAGGUAAUAUUAAAUAAAAUAAUACUUUAUGGUUUAUUUUUUAACCUGGGUUUUAUUUAAAUAUUAGAAUAAUAAAUUUAAAUUAUUUUUACAUUAAGACUGUUAAGAGUACUUCUUAGAGAAACGUUUUUAUAGAAUUGAGUAGUAGUGGGUGGUCUAUACUCCUUGCAUCAUACAUAAAAGCUGUGUUCAAUCAUUGGUUGGAAAAUUGUUUGUUGCCAAGAAAUAUUUUUAAUGUAGGUAUAUUGAUUAUGUUAUUAUAUAACUAUAAAUA
Molecule: messenger RNA, 1084 nt
Organism: Melanaphis sacchari
Lineage: Eukaryota; Metazoa; Arthropoda; Insecta; Hemiptera; Aphididae
Product: juvenile hormone acid O-methyltransferase-like
Exons: 4
Coding region: 1-798 (265 amino acids)
Source: RefSeq, a predicted model, not a curated record